Messenger RNA from Oncorhynchus kisutch (coho salmon), 3369 nucleotides. RefSeq names its product eukaryotic translation initiation factor 4E type 2. The transcript has 8 exons. Gene Ontology annotation, molecular function: translation initiation factor activity; RNA 7-methylguanosine cap binding. Gene Ontology annotation, biological process: translational initiation. NCBI's taxonomy places the organism in Eukaryota, Metazoa, Chordata, Actinopteri, Salmoniformes, Salmonidae. The coding region runs from base 176 to 847 and encodes 223 amino acids. The record is from RefSeq and is a predicted model, not a curated record. Gene Ontology annotation, cellular component: eukaryotic translation initiation factor 4F complex; cytoplasm.
CUUGCCUUCACGCGUAGAACUGCAGAGACGCCAUCUUGCUUGUUUUGAAGUUAGUUGGCGAAGUAACUUAGCCAGCUAGUUAAUUAAAGCGAUUAUCUAGGAACUUUUAAACUCCGUAACAAACCAGGUUCUCGUGAGGUUCGCUACUCUGUGAGGAGGACUGGUCGAAGCUGAGAUGAACCAAUUUGAACAUCUGAAAGAUGACGACCCAGAGGAUCAGGAUGAGACAGUCUGUAACCAGGAGGAAGACGGCUCCAUCAACAACAACCGACGCAAGACGGUGAGUCCUGCAGUAGGGGAACAUCCUCUCCAGUAUAACUAUACCUUGUGGUAUUCUCGGAGGACUCCGUCCCGGCCCGCCAACACACAGAGUUAUGAACAGAACAUCAGACAGAUCGGCACGGUCGCAUCGGUGGAGCAGUUCUGGAAGUUCUACAGUCACCUGGUGCGACCGGGAGAUCUGACUGGCCACUCUGACUUCCACCUGUUUAAAGAGGGAAUCAAACCCAUGUGGGAGGAUGAAGCUAAUAAGAACGGUGGGAAGUGGAUCAUCAGGCUGCGGAAAGGUCUGGCCAGCAGGUUCUGGGAGAACAUUAUUCUGGCCAUGUUGGGAGAACAGUUCAUGGUGGGAGAGGAGAUCUGUGGGGUGGUGGUCUCUAUACGGUUCCAGGAGGACAUCUUGUCUAUAUGGAAUAAGACGGCCAGCGAUCAGGUGACGACAUCUAGAAUCCGAGACACUCUUCGGCGCGUCCUGAACCUCCCUCCCAACACCAUCAUGGAGUACAAGACACACAACGACAGCCUCAAGGAUAAUUCCAGCUUCCGCAACACAAAGAUCACCCUGUGAAGAGAGACUGAGGAGGAAGAGAGGCAAACCACCUGACCGUUUCUCCUGUUAUACUGUUUCCUCAUAAAUGAUAGAAUGUGACAGAGAGUCAUGUUAUUUCCUCUCUCUCGGCAUCUCUUUCUCUCUCGGCAUCUCUCUUUCUCUCUCGGGUCUCUCUUUCUCUCUCGGCAUCUCUCUUUCUCUCUCGGCAUCUCUCUUUCUCUCUCGGGUCUCUCUUUCUCUCUCGGCAUCUCUCUUUCUCUCUCGGGUCUCUCUUUCUCUCUCGGCAUCUCUCUUUCUCUCUCGGCGUCUCUCUUUCUCUCUCGGCAUCUCUCUUUCUCUCUCGGCAUCUCUCUUUCUCUCUCGGCAUCUCUCUUUCUCUCUCGGCAUCUCUCUUUCUCUCUCGGCGUCUCUCUUUCUCUCUCGGCGUCUCUCUUUCUCUCUCGGCGUCUCUCUUUCUCUCUCGGCGUCUCUCUUUCUCUCUCGGCGUCUCUCUUUCUCUCUCGGCGUCUCUCGGCGUCUCUCUCUUUCUCUCUCGGCGUCUCUCGGCGUCUCUCUCUUUCUCUCUCGGCGUCUCUCGGCUUCUCUCUUUCUCUCUCGGCAUCUCUCUCGGCUUCUCUCUCUGGCAUCUCUCUCUCUGGCUCUUUCUCUCCAGGGUUCACAAGGUGAUUGAGGUGCUUAAAAUACUUGAAUUAGCACUCUGAAAUGGAACACCUUGAAAAUCUGAUGUUUUCUCAAGUUGGUACUUGAAACGUACCUGAAUUAAAAUGAAAGGAGGACAGAAAAUGAUCAAAUAUGUUUAUGAAAAAGUAUUGGUCUUGAAUUGUACCCAGUUUUAUUUCCUCACGUUCCGUGCUCUGGUUGCCAGGCGAGGUCGCUCAUUCCACCCACUCAGCCAGGCAGGUCCAAAACUGACUGAUUAGGUUCCGCCCAAACAUCACAUCGAUAGCUAAAAGGCCAAGCAUGUAGAUUUAACCUGUUGUGGGUAUGGAACAUUUCUGGGAUCUUUUAUUUCAGCUCAUGAAACAUUCACAUGGGUGAUUCGACCCUGAAGAGCGACAUGAAGCGGCAAAGACAACUCUGCAUCCUGCGCCGGCGCCAGUUCGACGUUGUGACUUUUUCUCUGCAAUGACCUCCAGAGCAUUUUUACCAAUCGCGUCAUUCACCGGGGUCCUGCGACAUUCAAUUGAAUCAAGCGGCAGCCAGGCUCCUGGCGUUCUGUUGGCUGUUCACCCGAGCAGCGACACUAAAGCUGCCAGUCGGAAGCCAGAUGCUUUUUCGUAGAUAUUAAGAUUCCCAAAUGUGCAAUAAAAAUACAAUAGUCAUUAAUACUCAAAUGACAUCAUCAGUACUGAUGAUUCAUGCAUAUAAUAAAGCAACGCAUUGAGUAUAACUUGUAAGGUAGUGUAUAACUUUAACUUUAGUUUAGUUAGUUAACUUUAGUUUCCAUUAAGGUUGUGGCGAUAUACUGUCAUCUGGUGGCAACUAGAAACAAUUGCAUAAUCCCAUUUUAUUGGUCACAUACACAUGGUUAAUAUUACAAACUGAUGGUCCUUGAAAAGAAAUAGUCGUGCUUGAAAAGUACUUAAGUACUUAAAUUUGACUUGCCACUGUCUGUAUGAAUCCUGUCUCUCUCUUUUGCUACCUGUUUCUCUUCCUGCAUUUCUCUCUCUUCCUGCAUUUCUCUCUCCCUGCAUUUCUUUCUCUCCCUGCAUUUCUCUCUCUCCCUGCAUUUCUCUCUCUUCCUGCAUUUCUCUCUCUCCCUGCAUUUCUCUCUCUUCCUGCAUUUCUCUCUCUCCCUGCAUUUCUCUCUCUUCCUGCAUUUCUCUCUCUUCCUGCAUUUCUCUCUCUUCCUGCAUUUCUCUCUCUCCCUGCAUUUCUCUCUCUCCCUGCAUUUCUCUCUCCCUGCAUUUCUCUCUCUCCCUGCAUUUCUCUCUCUUCCUGCAUUUCUCUCUCUCCCUGCAUUUCUCUCUCUUCCUGCAUUUCUCUCUCUUCCUGCAUUUCUCUCUCUCCCUGCAUUUCUCUCUCUUCCUGCAUUUCUCUCUCUCCCUGCAUUUCUCUCUCUCCCUGCAUUUCUCUCUCUCACUGCAUUUCUCUCUCUUCCUGCAUUUCUCUCUCUCCCUGCAUUUCUCUCUCGCCCUGCAUUUCUCUCUCUUCCUGCAUUUCUCUCUCUUCUUGCAUUUCUCUCUCUCCCUGCAUUUCUCUCUCUUCCUGCAUUUCUCUCUCUCCCUGCAUUUCUCUCUCUUCCUGCAUUUCUCUCUCUCCCUGCAUUUCUCUCUCUCGCUUCCUCUCGCUGUAUUUCUCUCUCUCGCUGAAUUUCUCUCUCGCUGUCUCUCUUGCAUUUCUGAGAGUGUUUCACUGUGGAGAUGGAGUAGUGUGUUGCUAUGGAAACUAGUGUGAUACUAUGGAGACAUGAGCGUCCUCUUUUUGCGACUUGUCCCUGAGUUGCCACAACAGGCCAGUGGGACCAACUCUCUGUGUGUGUGUGUGAUGGUGUUAAUGUUCCCUAACCCUACAGAAAUAAAUGUGUUUUUAGUAUCCUG